Vespa mandarinia (Asian giant hornet) is the source of this 2973-nucleotide messenger RNA. RefSeq names its product sodium-coupled monocarboxylate transporter 1. Gene Ontology annotation, molecular function: symporter activity. NCBI's taxonomy places the organism in Eukaryota, Metazoa, Arthropoda, Insecta, Hymenoptera, Vespidae. Gene Ontology annotation, cellular component: membrane. The record is from RefSeq and is a predicted model, not a curated record. Gene Ontology annotation, biological process: transmembrane transport; sodium ion transport.
UUUUUAUGAAUAUAUUUACUUUCAAUAAUUAUGUUUUGUUAAUCGUCGGAUGAACACUUGUAAGUAUCACAUUAACUAAUCUUUGAUGUUGAAAACUCGUAACAGGAAGACUAGGCUCGAAUCGUGGUCCUCAAUCUGACCAAAUACAUAUCCGUACUGUUACUUCUAAAUUUAGGUCGUAUUAUCCACUUGCGAUACUCACGAAUAUAUACCCCCUGUCGUUUAAACGUAUGUACUUAAUUCUCAUUGUUCGCUUAACGAGAAAAUUGUCGCAAUGGCACAAUCGCAAUAUAUGUAAUAACGCCUGUAUGUAAAACGCCAAUGUAUGUAAGUCACACAAGCGCUUUUGGAUUAUUCCGGACUCGUGAUACAUGGUAGUAUGUCUUUGCCAAAGGAUGGAUUAGGUUUCUUCCAUUAUUUCAAGAGCUUAGUGUUUUGACAAUAUUAAGAGAAUUUGAUUGAUUUUGUUAUUAUUUGGUCAAACAUUAUUUCCUUAUUAAUAUUCGAAAAUCAAGAAUGUUAUCAUCAAAAAUAUGAAUAUCGUUUUUCAAUAAGAAAUAAUAUUUAUGGAAAAGGUAUUGUUAAAGAGAAAGAGUACAGUAUAUUACAAUCUUGGUCAAAGUUAAAGAGAUAAGUAACUACAUAUUAAAAGAUUAUCUCUCUGUGAAGAGAGAAAACAAAAGAAAAGAAAUUUGUUCGAACGUACAGGAACGCCAAAAAGGCGUUAUCAAAUCGUCGAAAUACCGUUCUGUAAGAAGAUGACCUCGGAAGACAACUCGGAUGAUCUUUUGACGAAUUGGGUUCCGGAAAUGCCGACGGUCCAAGAAAUUAACAAGUCCAUGCAAAACUUUGCUAUCCCGGACUAUAUCGUUUUCGUCUUGAUGCUUUUAGUUUCUGCUUUUGUUGGUAUUUAUUUUGGUUUCGUAAAAAAGAUCUCAGGCGAGGAUGAAUAUUUGGUUGGUGGUAGAAACAUGAAGACAUUUCCGAUCAGUUUGAGUCUGAUAGCCAGUUUUAUAUCAGGUAUCUCUUUAUUGGGUAUACCAACCGAGGUUUAUGUUUAUGGGACUACAUAUCUUUUUAUCUCUUUUGGAUUGAUCAUUACGGGCUUUAUCAUGUCGAAAGUAUUUUUACCAGUUUUUCAUGAUUUGAAAAUCACUAGCACGUAUGAGUACCUUGAAAGGCGUUUUGAUAAAAAAAUCCGAUUAUUAGGAUCCUUCCUCUUUUCCAUCAGUAUGAUAGUUUAUCUACCUAUCGUCAUCUAUGUACCAGCAUUAGCUUUUAAUCAAGUAACCGGAAUCAAUGUCCAUAUCAUCACACCUUUUGUAUGCAUUGUUUGUAUUUUUUAUACUUGUAUGGGUGGAUUAAGAGCAGUGGUUUGGGCCGAUUUCAUUCAAGUUCUCGUAAUGUUCGGAUCAAUGCUUUUGAUCACGAUCAAAGGCACUUCGGAUAUUGGUGGAUUAUCGGUUGUAUUAAGAAGAAAUCGGGACUCUGAUAGACUCGAAUUUCCAGCAUUCGAUUGGAGUCCUACGACAAGACACACAAUUUGGUCACUUGUAAUUGGGGGAUUUGUUCACUGGUUGCAGAGCUUGGCAGUCAGUCAAAACACAAUACAGCUUUAUCUCGCUUUACCUACUUUGCAUUUGGCUAGAAGGGCACUUUGGUAUUUCAUUAUAGGAGUUUCAUUAAUCGUGGGAACAUGUGGAUAUGCAGGCAUGUUAAUAUAUGCUUGGUAUUAUGAAUGUGAUCCAUUGACAACAAAACUGGCUGGUACAAAGGAUCAGCUUUUACCACUUUUAGUUAUGAACGUUUUGGGAGAUUAUCCUGGAUUACCUGGCUUAUUUGUUGCUGGAGUAUUCAGUGCUGCUCUCAGUUCUUUAUCAACUGGUUUGAACUCUAUGGCAGCGGUCGUAUUAGAAGAUUUUAUUAAGCCAUUUCGUAAAACAGGAUUUACUCCUAGAGUUGCUGAUAUUUUCAUGAAACUUACUGUCAUCAUCGUUGGAGCAAUUUGUGUGGCUCUCGCUUUUGUCGUCGAAAAAACUGGAUUGCAUGUUUUGCAGCUAUCUGUCAGUCUAAAUUCUAUAACCAAUGGUCCAUCUCUUGGUAUUUUUACUAUGGGGGUUCUAUUGCCUUGGGUAAAUGCAAAGGGUGCUCUUAUUGGCGGUUUAGCUGGUUGUGGUUUUAUGGGUUGGAUCACUUUAACAGCUCAAACAGCUAUAGCUAGUGGAAAAAUGAAAUUCGAAGAGAAACCUGUUACCACCAAAGGAUGUAUGUAUUCCUUUCCUCAAAUAGAAAAUCUCUUGUUAUUUAUACCUUCUGAAACUAUCUUGAAUGAAGAGAAUGGGAAUUCAUUUCCUGAACAGCUAUGGGCAUUGUAUCGCAUCAGUUACUUAUGGUACACCAUAAUAGGUACUUUGGUCACCCUAAGUAUUGGUCUUAUAGUAAGUAUUAUUUCUUCCGAAGAUGUUGACAAAUUAGAUCCUAUGCUGUUAGCUCCAUUUAUGAGGAAAUUCCUGAGAUCUUCUAAAAAAAAUUUACAACAAAUACAGAUUGCGAGAAAUGAUUUCAAAGUUGACAAACAAGUGGACGUUGAAGAAGAUAAAAUAAUAGCAAUGUCAUCAACAUGACAAUGAUUACUUAUUUAAUUUUUUUAUACUUUAAAAGAGACACUUUAAAUCUUAAUUUUUAUUAUUUUUCAUUCAAAAUCAUAUUAUAUGCACCUAUCUCAUUGUAUGUACGAUCUUAUUACGAAAUGUUUGUUUUAGAAAAAAAUGUUAACUCUGGAUGACGGAUUUAUAACUGUAUAUUUUAAAAUACAUUUAAAUUUUGCUUAAAAUAUCAUAUAAACGUAACAUGUGAUGUCUUCAUGAUAGAAUUCAUUAAUUAUUCUAUAUUAUAUAAUUGUUUUUGUGUAUCACACGCAGAUUUAUUAAGGCUUAAAAAUAAUAUUACAAAUAAUAUUAUUUAUUAAGGCUU